AUGACCACGCGCAUUGCUAGAGUUGGCUGCCAGACGGUAGAUGGGAACAUAGACAACACAGCAUCAGAUUAUUUAACUCUGAACGCUAGUCAUGGUCUACUUGCUGCCCAUAACUUAGUUACUCGUCAUAAUAAAACCUGUCUUGACCAUGUCUUUCUAAAAACAAAACUUAAAGCUAGAACUAUUGUUAUAGAUUCUACUGUUACGGACCAUAACGCUGUUUUACUAACACUAGAAAAGGUCAAAAUCGACAACGCACACAAAACUUUAAAUAAAACCGAUUAUGUUGAAUUGGAAAACCAUCUGAAAAAUAGUGAACUUUCCUAUAUAUACGAAUGUACUGACGCAAAUGUUGCGCUUAAAUAUUUUAUUGAUAUAGUUGCCAGAGCUAUACAACUGAGUACUUCAGCCUAUAGUGUGCCGCAUCGUUUGAAAAUCACCAAACCGUGGAUUACACCAGGCGUUUUAAGGUGUAUGCGCAACAGGGAUAGGAUGUAUUUGAAAAUGAAAAAAUCGCCAAACAACGAUGCCAUUAAGAUAACCUACAAAAGAUACCGGAAUUAUUGCAGCAAUAUCUUAAAAAGCCUGAAAAGACAGUAUGAGAGGAAGGAAUUAAAUAAAGCUUCAACUAAUCCCAAGAAGAUGUGGCAGGUAAUUAGAGACGUAACUAAUACCAAUAAAACAAAAGUUACUGCUAGUCCAUUGUUAAAAAUUAACGGCAGUAUUGACGACUCCCUUGCGGAAAUUAAUAAGUUUUUUACUACGAUUGGGCAAAAUAUAGCUAAUAAAGUCUCCCAAACAUAUGCUAAUAUUCCCAGCACAUCGGACAUUACAGUUUCAGAUGUUGCAUCGGACUCUCUUGUUUUUCUGCAAACUGAUGAACUGGAAGUAGAGCAGAUGAUACUAGACUUACGUACUGAUUGUGCAACUGGUAUUGAUGGUAUAUCUGCUAAACUCAUAAAACAGUUUAAGAGUAUUUUUGUUCCACCUUUGACAUAUAUUUUUAACUUAUGCAUAAAUGCAGGUGUUUUUCCGGACCUUUUUAAGAGGGCCCUUAUUCACCCUAUAUAUAAGACGGGGGAUGUAGAUCGUGUCAAUAAUUAUAGACCAAUAUCGGUCUUGCCCUCCUUGUCCAAGAUCUUGGAAAAAAUCAUUAACACCCGCCUUAAGAAAUAUCUUGAAGAAAAGGAUAUUAUCUCCAUCAAUCAAUACGGCUUCAGAAGUAAUAGAUCCACAAAUGAUGCAGUGCACGAACUCACUGAAAAUAUUGUUCAGGCAUUGGAUAGACGCAAGAAAAGUCUUGCAAUUUUCUUGGAUCUGGCUAAGGCCUUCGACACGGUCUCCAUUCCCAAACUAAUUCUCAAAUUAGAGCGUAUCGGUGUUAGGGACCAACAAUUGAAUCUUUUUAUAAGCUAUCUGACAAACCGAACACAAUGUGUAAAGAUUGGUAGGUACGUUAGCAGAGAACUUCCCAUAGAAUAUGGUGUACCACAGGGAAGCAUCCUUGGUCCCACACUCUUCUUAGUUUAUAUUAAUGAAAUGUGCAAAUUAAAACUAACAAAUGGCAAACUCUUGGCAUUUGCUGAUGAUACCACGCUUAUUUUUACGAGCCAAACGUGGGAAGAAGUUUACGAUGCGGCGCAAACCGGUUUCAAUAGAAUAACUAAGUGGUUAGCAGAAAACACACUGGCAAUUAAUGUCGACAAGACUAAAAUCAUAAGAUUCCAAAUUAAAAAAAACAGUAUACCAAAUAGAUUUUCUAUUACGGCACAUAACCACACUACAUGCUGUUAUCUGACAUGCAAUUGCCCUCAGUUACAAGAUGUUGCUACCAUUAGAACCAAAAAUCCUGAAAACAGUUUAUUAUGCCUUGUGCCAGUCCUUGUUGGGGUAUUGUAUCUUAUCAUGGGGUGGUGCUCUAAAGACUAA
Messenger RNA from Arctia plantaginis, 1929 nucleotides. The record is from the annotation of a GenBank genome assembly. NCBI's taxonomy places the organism in Eukaryota, Metazoa, Arthropoda, Insecta, Lepidoptera, Erebidae.